ACCGCAACCAUGGUCAACCGUCACGGCCCGGCACCACCCGCCGCUGGCCUGCUCCCACGUGCCGUCCGUCCGUGUGGCCAACCAUCAAUCCCUCUCCCUCCCUCCGCUCCCACCCUUUUCCGCGCACUCCACAUCGCCUUCUCCCGUCCCCACCCGCCGCUCCCGAGCCCGAAAUGUCGGACGACGGCGCCGCCGGCGAGCCGCUCAGCGACCGCCAGAAGAGGGAGAUCGCCGUCUGGUUCCUCUCCAACGCCCCGGCCGGCGAGAUCCACUACGUCGCCAAAGACGUGCGCGCGCUGCUGGGGGACGAGGCGGUGUACGAGGCUGCCGCCGCGGAGGCUUUCCCGGAGCACAACAAAGCCCACCUCUUGUCUCUCGAGCUCCCCGACCGCAGCGGCGACAUAAUCAUCACUACCUAUGGGGAGCUUGACAAGAACAAUUAUCUGGACCCUAGGACAGCACAAGUUGCUACCGUGGAUCAUAUUAAACAGACUUGUACAAAAUUGAGGCCUGCUGUAGAUGAGGAGCUUCCUUCAGCGUACAUUGAAGAAUUUAGGAGUGCUUUAGAUGUUGAAUUGUCUAAAUAUGUUGGGGAAGCUUAUCCAAAAGGGGUAUGUGCCAUUUAUUGUACCAGUGGAAAGGAUGUAGAGGGACCAGGAGCAGAUUUUGGUUUGGCAGUAGUCAUUUCUGCUGCUAAGCGUAGUCCACAGAACUUUUGCAAUGGUAGUUGGCGUUCAAUUUGGACUGUGGAAGUCAAUGAUGAGUUGCAAUUUGUUGAUAUUAAAGGAAAGAUACAGGUAGGUGCUCACUAUUUUGAAGAGGGAAAUGUGCAGCUGGAUACUAACAUCGAUUGUAAGGAUUCAACCAUGUUGCAGUCACCUGAAGAUUGUGCAGUUUCAAUAACUAACAUCAUUCGACAUCAUGAGUCUGAGUAUUUGUCAUCUCUUGAGGAAUCAUACUUGAAUUUGUCCGAUGCAACGUUCAAGGAUCUUCGGAGGAAACUUCCAGUUACCCGUACUCUUUUCCCAUGGCAUAACACUCUAGCGUUCAGUCUUACAAGAGACCUUGCCAAAGAACUAGCGCUUGGGAAAUGAAGUUUGUUGAGGCCAUGGCAUUAGGUAGCUUCAAGUGGGAAUUUUUAUCUCCAUGCUAUGUGUUGUUCUGUAGAGUGUACUAUCCAUAUCCUGUAACCAGCAAUUUAAAUCAAGAACAUGAACCUUUUUUUUUUGGUGGAGAA
This is a messenger RNA of Phragmites australis (common reed), 1237 nucleotides long. Its product is annotated as F-actin-capping protein subunit alpha. Gene Ontology annotation, molecular function: actin filament binding. Gene Ontology annotation, biological process: actin cytoskeleton organization; barbed-end actin filament capping. The coding region runs from base 174 to 1094 and encodes 306 amino acids. NCBI's taxonomy places the organism in Eukaryota, Viridiplantae, Streptophyta, Magnoliopsida, Poales, Poaceae. The transcript is spliced from 10 exons. The record is from RefSeq and is a predicted model, not a curated record. Gene Ontology annotation, cellular component: F-actin capping protein complex; actin cortical patch.